Molecule: messenger RNA, 966 nt
Organism: Fulvia fulva
Lineage: Eukaryota; Fungi; Ascomycota; Dothideomycetes; Mycosphaerellales; Mycosphaerellaceae
Exons: 1
Coding region: 1-966 (321 amino acids)
Source: RefSeq, a predicted model, not a curated record
AUGGCCACUGUCGACCACUUCUUCCGCGCUCCUCGUGAGCUACGCGACCGCUUCUACAAGAAUGCGCUCAAAGGCGUCACCGUCGUCCAUGUCAAGCACAACUUCGUCAGGAACCAGCACUCCAAACCAUUCGCACACCAGUGGCUGGUCCCAGUCAUACCCGCCAACUCUCCACUAGUACAGAUUGCAGGCGCAAAUCGACAAGCCAACGCCGAGGUCUACGAGUACGUCAAACGCCGAGCACUCAAGUACAACCACAUCAAGAUCAUCGCUCGAGUCCUCGACUUCGACUUCCGAGCUCUCAUCAAGUUCCUCGAGUCACUCACUCCUGCCGACGUUACCAAGAUCAACAAUGCCACUCAGCCAAAGCUGAUCGUCCUCUUGAACGUGACCGACAGCAACGCGAUCGACGGCAAGAAGCUAGGCGCCUGGUUCCGCUUCCGCAAGACUGCCAGCGUGACGUUGACGUACUCAGUCGGCACCGAUCCAGGUUUCAACGCUUCUCUACGACAGCUGUAUACCAUCAGCCUCGCUUUCGGCGGAAACGAGGAGAUGAAUAAGAUCUACAAGGCCUGCGUUGAGUGGGAGGUAGGGCCCAGGGCCGUUGGUAGACAGGUGAAGCGCUGGUACGAGCCGCCUGCGAGGGAUGUGGAAGAGGACUCGGAGGAUGAGUUGGAGGAGUCGGAGGUGCUGCGUGGUUCCAGAGGAGCUGCGAAGACAUCGAAGGAUGUGGAGCGCAAGACGGAAAGCAAGAAGGUCAAUCCGAGUCAAGGCAGUGCCGAUGCAGCACGUAAGUCGACUGGUCUGCUCGGAUUGAUAUCAGGAUUCGCGGCUGGUUAUGGUGGGGAGGAUGAAGGCGAGGGCGAGGAAAGUGACGUGGAAGAGGAAGAAGACGAAGAGGAGGAGGAGAGUAGUGAGAGCGAUGUGGACUCUGACAUGAUGAGCGAUAGCGAUGAUGACGAGUGA